UUGGGCAGCAAAGGGGACGCGAGAGGCGCGUGUGCCGCGGCUGCGCGGCCGGUGACAGGAGUUUGCUGUAAAAUGGAACUUGUGAUUGUACUCACUGGCCUGUGGCUGUUCUCGUCAGUAAAGGCAGAUUCAAAAGCUGUUACAACCUCUCUUACAACAAAAUGGUUUUCCACCCCAUUGUUGUUAGAAACCAGUGAGUUUUUAGCAGAAGACAGUCAAGAGAAAUUUUGGACUUUUGUAGAAGCCAGUCAAAAUAUUGGAUCAUCAGAUCAUCACGGUACUGAUUAUUCCUAUUAUCAUGCAAUAUUGGAAGCUGCAUUUCAGUUUCUGUCACCUCUACAGCAAAAUUUGCUGAAAUUUUGUUUGUCUCUUCGUUCCUACUCGGCAACAAUUCAAGCCUUCCAGCAGAUAGCAGCUGAUGAACCUCCACCAGAAGGAUGUAAAUCAUUUUUUUCAGUGCAUGGAAAGAAGACUUGUGAUUUUGAUACUCUUGAGACUCUUCUACUAACAGCGUCUGAAAGACCCAAACCUUUAUUGUUUAAAGGAGAUCACAGAUAUCCUUCAUCUAAUCCUGAAAGCCCGGUGGUGAUUUUCUACUCUGAGAUUGGCUAUGAGGAAUUUUAUAAUUUCCACCGCCAACUUAUGUCAAAAAGCAAUGCAGGGAAAAUCACUUAUGUAUUCAGACAUUAUGUAUCUAACCCCAGGAAGGAGCCCGUUUACCUCUCUGGCUAUGGUGUGGAAUUGGCCAUUAAGAGCACUGAGUACAAGGCCAAGGAUGAUACUCAGGUGAAAGGAACUGAGGUAAACACCACAGUGAUUGGUGAAAAUGAUCCUAUUGAUGAAGUUCAAGGAUUCCUCUUUGGAAAAUUAAGAGACCUGCACCCCGACCUGAAGGGACAGCUGAAGGAACUCAGAAAGCACCUUGUGGAGAGCACCAAUGAAAUGGCACCUUUGAAAGUUUGGCAGUUGCAAGAUCUAAGUUUUCAGACGGCUGCUCGAAUCUUGUCUGCUCCUGUUGAGUUGGCUUUGGUGGUUAUGAAGGAUCUUAGUCAAAAUUUUCCUACUAAAGCCAGAGCAAUAACAAAAACAGCUGUGAGUUCAGAACUUAGAACUGAAGUGGAAGAGAAUCAGAAGUAUUUCAAGGGAACUUUAGGCUUACAGCCUGGAGAUUCAGCUCUCUUCAUCAAUGGACUUCACAUUGAUUUAGAUACACAGGAUAUAUUCAGUCUCUUUGAUGUGUUGAGAAGUGAAGCUCGGGUAAUGGAGGGUCUGCAUAGGUUGGGAAUAGAAGGCCUUUCUCUGCAUAAUGUUUUGAAGCUGAACAUCCAGCCGUCUGAGGCCGACUAUGCGGUAGACAUCAGGAGUCCUGCUAUUUCAUGGGUCAACAACCUGGAGGUUGACAACAGAUAUAAUUCGUGGCCUUCUAGUCUACAGGAGUUGCUUCGACCCACCUUUCCUGGUGUUAUCCGGCAGAUCAGGAAAAACUUACAUAACAUGGUUUUCAAAGUUGAUCCUGCACAUGAGACCACAGCAGAGUUGAUUAACACAGCUGAGAUGUUCCUCAGCAAUCAUAUACCACUAAGAAUUGGUUUUAUCUUUGUGGUUAAUGACUCUGAAGAUGUUGAUGGGAUGCAAGAUGCUGGAGUGGCUGUUCUUAGAGCGUAUAAUUAUGUUGCCCAAGAAGUGGAUGAUUAUCAUGCCUUCCAAGUUCUGACGCAUAUCUAUAACAAGGUGAGAACCGGAGAAAAAGUGAAAGUUGAACAUGUGGUCAGUGUCCUGGAGAAGAAAUAUCCAUAUGUAGAAGUGAAUAGCAUUUUGGGGAUUGAUUCUGCUUACGACCAAAAUCGGAAGGUAAACAAUUCUUUGGGUGAACUGUCCCAUGAUCAAGAUGUGGUAGAGUAUAUCAUGAAUCAGCCAAAUGUUGUUCCACGAAUCAAUUCUAGGAUUUUGACAGCUGAGCGAGAGUACCUGGAUUUAACAGCAAGUAAUAACUUCUUUGUGGAUGAUUAUGCUAGAUUUACUGUCUUGGAUUCCCAAGGCAAGACUGCUGCUAUAGCCAACAGUAUGAACUAUCUGACAAAGAAAGGAAUGUCCUCCAAGGAAAUCUAUGAUGAUUCUUUUAUUAGGCCAGUAACUUUUUGGAUUGUUGGGGAUUUUGAUAGCCCUUCUGGACGGCAGUUAUUGUAUGAUGCUAUUAAACAUCAGAAAUCCAGUAACAAUGUUAGAAUAAGCGUGAUCAAUAAUCCUAGUGAAGAGAUAAGCUAUGAAAACACUCGGAUCUCCAGAGCAAUCUGGGCAGCUCUCCAAACGCAGACCUCCAACUCUGCCAAGAACUUCAUCACCAAAAUGGCCAAGGAGGAGGCUGCAGAGGCCCUGGCUGCAGGAGCUGACAUCGCAGAGUUCUCUGUCGGGGGCAUGGAUUUCAGUCUUUUUAAAGAGGUCUUUGAGUCUUCCAAAAUGGAUUUCAUUUUGUCUCACGCCGUGUACUGCAGGGAUGUUCUGAAGCUGAAGAAGGGACAGAGGGCUGUGAUCAGCAACGGCAGGAUCAUUGGGCCACUGGAGGGUGGUGAGCUCUUUAACCAAGAUGAUUUCCACCUCCUAGAAAACAUCAUCUUAAAAACUUCAGGACAGAAAAUAAAAUCUCAUAUUCAACAGCUUCGGGUAGAAGAAGAUGUGGCAAGUGACUUGGUAAUGAAGGUGGAUGCUCUCCUGUCAGCUCAACCAAAAGGAGAUGCAAGAAUUGAGUACCAGUUUUUUGAAGACAGACACAGUGCAGUUAAACUGAAGCCAAAGGAAGGGGAGACAUACUUUGACGUGGUGGCUGUCGUUGAUCCUGUCACCAGAGAAGCCCAGAGGCUUGCCCCGUUGCUCUUGGUUUUGGCUCAGCUGAUAAACAUGAAUCUGAGAGUAUUUAUGAACUGCCAGUCUAAACUUUCCGACAUGCCUUUAAAAAGCUUUUACCGUUAUGUCUUAGAACCAGAGAUUUCUUUUACUUCAGACAGUAGCUUUGCUAAGGGCCCAAUAGCAAAAUUUUUGGAUAUGCCUCAGUCUCCACUGUUUACUCUGAAUUUGAACACACCUGAGAGUUGGAUGGUAGAAUCUGUGAGAACGCCAUAUGAUCUUGAUAAUAUUUAUUUAGAAGAGGUGGACAGCAUAGUGGCUGCUGAGUAUGAGCUGGAGUACCUGUUACUGGAAGGUCAUUGCUAUGACAUCACCACAGGCCAACCCCCCCGAGGACUACAGUUUACCUUAGGAACUUCAACCAACCCCGUCAUCGUGGAUACCAUUGUUAUGGCCAAUCUGGGCUACUUUCAGCUAAAAGCCAACCCAGGAGCUUGGAUUCUCAGACUCAGGAAGGGACGCUCUGAAGAUAUUUAUAGAAUCUACAGCCACGAUGGUACAGAUUCUCCUCCUGAUGCUGAUGAGGUUGUUAUUGUCCUCAACAACUUCAAAAGCAAAAUUAUUAAAGUGAAGGUUCAGAAGAAGGCAGACAUGGUGAAUGAAGACUUGCUGAGUGAUGGAACAAAUGAGAAUGAGUCUGGAUUCUGGGACUCCUUCAAAUGGGGCUUUACAGGAGGACAGAAGACUGAGGAAGUGAAACAAGAUAAAGAUGACAUAAUUAAUAUUUUCUCUGUUGCAUCUGGUCAUCUGUAUGAAAGAUUUCUUCGCAUAAUGAUGCUAUCAGUGCUGAAGAAUACCAAGACUCCUGUGAAAUUCUGGUUCUUGAAGAAUUAUUUGUCCCCCACAUUUAAGGAGUUUAUACCUUACAUGGCAAAUGAAUACAAUUUCCAGUAUGAGCUUGUUCAGUACAAAUGGCCCCGGUGGCUUCAUCAGCAAACUGAAAAACAGCGCAUCAUCUGGGGUUACAAGAUCCUCUUCCUGGAUGUACUGUUUCCACUAGUUGUUGACAAAUUCUUAUUUGUGGAUGCUGAUCAGAUUGUACGAACAGAUCUGAAAGAGUUAAGAGAUUUCAAUUUGGAUGGUGCCCCUUAUGGCUAUACUCCUUUCUGUGACAGCCGAAGAGAAAUGGAUGGCUACAGGUUCUGGAAGUCAGGGUACUGGGCCAGCCAUUUAGCUGGGCGAAAGUAUCAUAUCAGUGCACUGUAUGUCGUGGAUCUGAAGAAAUUUAGGAAAAUAGCUGCUGGUGACAGACUCAGGGGACAGUACCAAGGUCUGAGUCAGGAUCCUAACAGCCUUUCAAAUCUUGAUCAAGAUUUACCCAAUAACAUGAUUCAUCAGGUGCCAAUCAAAUCCCUCCCUCAAGAAUGGCUUUGGUGUGAAACGUGGUGUGAUGAUGCUUCUAAGAAAAGGGCAAAAACCAUUGACUUGUGUAAUAAUCCAAUGACCAAAGAGCCCAAGCUGGAAGCAGCUGUACGAAUCGUCCCCGAGUGGCAGGACUAUGAUCAGGAGAUCAAGCAGCUGCAGACCCGUUUCCAGCAGGAGAAAGAAGGGGGAGCACGCCCUGAGGAGCAGACAGAAGCGCCGAGCCGAGCAGGACCUCAGAAACGUGAAGAAUUAUGAUCUCUGGAGGAGGAUAGGAAAUUACACCAUUUGAAAAACAAUUUUUAUACUAAAUGCUAGUUUUUUCUGAUCUGUCUGUACAACUGCUGAUAAACUGGCUGGGCAGGUGUGCCACACCUUUUGAUUCUGAGAUUUGAUCUACACAUUGGUUGGCGCUGGAUCUUUGGGGUGAAGGUUCUGUUGGAUUUGUACCUCAGAGGAAGACAAGAGGCUGAUCUUUUGGGACUCUGUAAAGAGCAGUCUUCUAACCAGAGCAGGAAAUGGCAGCAGCAACUGGAAGAAAAUGAGUCCUCUGGUGCCCACACCUAGAGCACACACAUGCUGCAUUGUGACAGGAAGCAGGCCAGCCAGCGCUGCCAUGUUCUUCUUUACCUCAGUUUACCUGCAGCCCAUGCUGCACUGCAGAUGCCCACCCUGCACUGGGCCAGGCUGGCAGAAGCUUUGUCCAAGGUCCAUGCCCCUCAAGGUUUACGCCAACGUGCUUGUGCCUCCCUGCCUUCUCUUCCCAAGUGUUAGGUGGAAUUGUUUAAUGGAAACCCAACCAAUUGGGUGUCUCCAGGGCUGGCUCGGUGCAGUGGCUAAGCAGACUAAUUGGGGCCAGAAUGGGGUGGGUUGGGAUGAGAGUAGGGCGAGUAUCAGGAGUAGGAGGGCUCUGGGGUAUUGGGGGAAGGGAGGAAGACCAGAAAUUGGCCAUUCUCUUUUAUAAACCAUUAGUACCAUCGUGGCUAUUUGAGAAGAAAACAUUACUCCCCCACCCAACCCUAGUGAACUUUCUAGGUAAUUGUUGUGUAAACAAUUUUUGUAUUUGUCGAAGUCUUUGCUUUUCUUCCCACUUUCUAAAAAAAUGUCUGUUAUCAAUUUCCUUACUGGAUACAGCCAUUCUAAGCCCCUCUAGUGAUCAUCUCAGAGGGCUCAGGGCUCCCUCCAGACGAUCACUGCAUCAUGUGUCCUCUCUCGUGUGGGAUUUUCUCUCAGACCCAGGGGACUGAUGGAUUGGACCUUUCUCUACAAAAUGCUCCCAGAUCUAAGACCAGGAAAGAUUCUGACUGUGGAACUUGUGCUUUCCUAUACACUGUUCUAUAUUCCCUUUUCUUCAGCACUGUGGGUUGCUUUUGGUACCCACGCUGGUUGCCCUUGAAUCCUUGUGUUGUGUGUCUUCACUUAGACAGCCCAGCAAUUGUCCCUUGGAGAGCAGCAUUUGCCAGCGAAUGGCUGUCGAGGCUUUGGGUGUGGGGUUGGCCUGAGCGGGCAGGAGGCUCCAGUGUCCGGGCUCCAUCCCUGCCCGGCUGCCGGCACAGCAGCACCUGAUGGGCGUGCACCUGCCUUCCAAGGCACCCAGGCCUUUUCUUUCAUAGUUUGCCUGCUUUUAAAAAAUAGGAGGCCAGGGUGCAGAUGGAUAGCUAAGCCCUCACCCUUCUAAGCCGGGUAAUAUUUGAUGUGCAGUCUUUUUUAAAAAUCAUAUUCUUAUCACAAGUAUCAAGUAAUUUGUUUUUCCCAUUUUCAAAUGCAAAAGUUAGCUUAGGAAAUGCAAAUGUUAGCCAGUCAUUCUGAAGGAUAUUUUGACUUUGCUUUCAUAAUUCCAUUAAAAAUUGGGGAGGAGAGAGCUUAAAAGAGAAUUAGGUAAACUGAACUGAGACUGAAUGUCCCUCAGAAUGGCUGCUGUUGACAAAGGCUGUAGCAUGAUUUCCUUCCUUCGUGCCCUCACCUGGCCAGAGCAGCUGAAGAGAUAGGGUCAGUGAGAUUAAAAAACAUUGGUUCAAGCUUCAUCUUUACAUUUAAUUAAGCCUUCAGAGAGGCGGCUGCCGCUGCUGCUUUCUACAACCAUGGACAAAAAAUGUGCAUUUUCCCAGUUUAUUGUCUGGGAAGUUGAACAGGAAAUACUCCAGUCACUAGGGUAUGCUUUGUGAUUCUGGUUCCCAUGAGGCGUGGACCGGGCCACCUUUCUCUGUGUCUUCCUGCCAGUCUCUUACGCAUUCAUGGGAGGUGCAGAGCGCGCUGGGCUCUCCGUGUGGUGUGUGUGCUCUCCUGUCACUUGUUGCCCCCACCCGCCACCACUCUGAAGUCAGAGUUGACUCUGAGUAAGGCGAGACCCAGCUUGCUUCUGAAACGGUCCAGGGCCCUCCUUCUGCCAGUCUCUUUUUUUUGGUUCAUAUGGCAUAAUCACCUUCAAAAUUAACCGAAUCCCUAGGAAAUGAUGUUACUGCUAAAAUGUGGCCUCUGUCAGCUGUGUCUGUUCCCUGUCCCCUGAGACUGCAUACUGUGACUGAAAAGGCGGGUGAGAGAGAUUUUCUCCAAGAAGCAAGAAUUUAUGUCGAGUGUUCGAGCUUCUGGAAACUGUUCAUGGUGUGUUGUUCUUAGCCAUCAUUUUUAUAUAGUGGAUUUUUUGUUUUUACUGUCAAUCAUGCUGUAGUGGAAAAUUUUCUGUCUGAGUAAGUGGCGGAGUAAUAUGAAAAUGUGCUCUGUCAGAGUGACAUGCAGCAACAGGAGCCUGUUUCUAUGUUCUGUGAACAGUGACAUUUGAUUGACAUCAAAGCAUGUCACAGCCUGCUGCUGGGGCUGUGGGGGCAUGCCAUGGCUCGGGUACUGAAUGCUCACCACUUGAAGGGCGAUGGCAUGUUAGUUUUCCAUAAGAAUGAUAAAGUUGUGAAUCUGUCAAAAUGCUGCAUUUCGAAUUGAACAUACAGAUGUUUGCAUGUCUACUAAGUGCACAAGCAUCAUGGUGAACCUAACUCUUGGGAGAGCAUAGAUUACAUAGAUUAUGUGUAUUAAGAAACAGUUUCCACGAGUGGAGCUUAAUUUACUCUGCUGUCCUGAAGCCCUCAUGUUCAGAACCGUGUCACAGCUCUGCCUGAGCUUUGACCUGGUUGUGGGUGCAGUCUCUGAGUAGAGGGCUGGGAGCUGCGGUUGGUAGUGCAGCUUUUGGAAGAAACUGGCCCGCGUGAUGCGGAGGAAAGAUAUCCAUAGUUUCCUUCAGCCAGGAAUCAUAGUUUAUUGACCUCAUAAUUUGAAACAGGUCAUGCACAACCUCUCAUACCAAUGAGUUUAAAAUGGCUCUGUUUCUCCCCGCCUCCCCUGUGAGUAAAUUCAGAUACUUGAAAGCAAUCCUUUUCUAAAACUGCCAUGCCUAUUUUCGCCUGAAUGAUUAAAAGAAAUAAUUCAACUCAAGAGUUAACAUGGACCCAAAAAAGUUAUUAAUUCAUGUUUUCUCUGCCUUGAUGUAGUGAGGGAAAGGUCUUAAUCAGGACCUUGGUAAUUACCUGAUUGAAUUUAAACAAAUUAAACAUUAACUCAGGUGGUUAUCGAUAUUUCAGAGCAUCUGGAGGAUACACAUUUCUCACUCACUUUGGUCUUUCAGUUCUCCAUACAGAAGCAACACUCCUGGUGGCAGUAGUGGCAGUGAGUCAGCGAGUUGCGUGGAGGCUCUUGCUCCGCAGGGUGUUGAGUACUGACAAUUUAUAAAAACAAACCACAAAAUCAGCUUCAAGAGCCUGCAUGCACCCUGGAAGUAGUCCAUAAAGUCCAAACUCCAUGGCAAUGAUUUUGCAAGCAAGAGGUCCUUUCUUGAGUCUUUCCCUACACCCAGCAGCGCAGAGGCCAAAUGAGGAAGGUUUGCUGGGACAGAGUCGGUGUCUGGAGCUGAGGCCCCCGUCCCACCGGUAUUGUAUGCAUUGCCUUAUUGUUGAUUUUCAAAGAGAUGAGCAUGAUGCCUCUUAACAACAACAAGCAAAAUAUGUUAACCUGACGUUGACAAUUUGAGAACAAAAGGUUAUCAAGCACCAUGUUUUCCAACCAGUUAUCCAUAGAAAUAACAAAGUAAACAUGGAAAAAUGGAGAAAAUGUUAGACUUUUUAAAGAAACUAUAUACUUUAAAAAAAUCUCCUUUAUGAAUAUCCAGUUUUACUGUAAUCCUGUUCCAUUAAAUGCAACAUAGUGUUCAGGUGCUGCCCCUUGCUUGGGAACAGCAUUGGGGUCUUAAAUGUCUGCAGAAUCUCUGCAUCUGAAGGGAAUUGAGAAUGAAUUUCCUGGUACUGUAAUGAAAAUAAGGUCUGCUCAACACA
Messenger RNA from Propithecus coquereli (Coquerel's sifaka), 8579 nucleotides. It is a transcript of the gene UGGT1, whose product is annotated as UDP-glucose glycoprotein glucosyltransferase 1. Bases 73 to 4521 code for a protein of 1482 amino acids. Gene Ontology annotation, cellular component: endoplasmic reticulum. Lineage: Eukaryota; Metazoa; Chordata; Mammalia; Primates; Indriidae. The transcript has 40 exons. The record is from RefSeq and is a predicted model, not a curated record. Gene Ontology annotation, molecular function: UDP-glucose:glycoprotein glucosyltransferase activity.